Trichoderma reesei QM6a is the source of this 3951-nucleotide messenger RNA. RefSeq lists its product as uncharacterized. Gene Ontology annotation, biological process: fatty acid metabolic process. Gene Ontology annotation, molecular function: medium-chain fatty acid-CoA ligase activity. NCBI's taxonomy places the organism in Eukaryota, Fungi, Ascomycota, Sordariomycetes, Hypocreales, Hypocreaceae. Bases 1 to 3951 code for a protein of 1316 amino acids. The transcript is spliced from 3 exons. The record is from RefSeq and is a predicted model, not a curated record.
AUGGCCCCUCAAGAAGACAAAGCAGCCACCGCUCUUGCAGAGAUCCACGGGGACCCCCUUACGGACCUCGAUCAGAAUCUAUGGGACCUCUUUGCAGCCUCUGCCGCCGCCCACCCCGACCGAGAAGCCAUCGUCUCGCUCUGGCAGCCUGCAGACGCCAUCCUCGUAUUGGAAGACGACAAGGAGAAGAAGGAGGAGGAGGACGACGACGACGGCGACGGCGACGACGAUGUACCCGCACCUGCAUCUGCAUCUGUACCCUCCACCUCGACUGCGGGAUCGGAAUGUCUCAGAUGCUCGUACGGAAACCUCCGGCGCGGCGCUGAGCGGCUGGCUGACAAUCUGGAGAAGAUGCUGGGGGGCGUCGUCAACACCCAGCAAGGGCCUGGUCCUGGUCCUGGUCCUGGAAACAACAACAACAACAACAGCAAGCAAGGGCCUGCUGCUGGGCACCGCGGCAUGCACGUCGCCGCCGUGCUCUGGAACUGCGCGGAAUGGGGCUUUUUGCUCUGGGCCUGCGUCAGGAUCGGGGCCGUCUUCAUACCCCUGGAUCCUCGUGUCACGGACGACGACGUGCCGCUGAUGCUCGAGGCCGCGGCGCCGCGGGUGCUGGUCGUCCAGGAUGCCGAGGCCGCGCUGCGUCUGGACGCGGACCUUGCCGGGCUCGAGCUUCCACGGCCUCUUCUGCGCGUCUUCUGCGGCCAGGGGGCGGUCGAGGGCUGGAUCAGCUUUGGGCAGCUCAUGGACGGGGGUGGAGAUGCGUCGAUCUCGCCUUCUCAGGGGCUGGACCUGAAGGAGGAGGAGGAGAAGAAGGAGGAGGAGAAGGAGAAGGAGGUGGAGGAGGAGGAGGCUCAGGGUGACACAGACACAUACACAGACACAGACACAACCGACGAUCAACAAGGACCGCCCCGGGCCAGCGGCAGCAACAGCGGCAGUGACAACCACGCCCACGACCGUCCCGCCCUCGUCGUCUUCACCAGCGGCACCACCGGCCGCCCCAAGGGAUGCCCGCACACGAACCGCAACCUGGUGUCUCAGACGAGCAACUACGACGCCAACGCCGACCCGGACUUUGUCGACCGCUGGCUGGUUCACACGCCCGUGUGCCACGUCUUCGCCAUCAACAACGCGCUGCGGGCCUGGCGCCACGGCGGCGUCGUCGUCUUCGCCUCGCCGUCCUUCCACAUCGACGCCACGCUCAGGGCCCUGGUCGACGAGAAGUGCACCGUCAUGUCGGCCACGCCCACGCUCGUCAGGGCGCUGCUGUCCCACGCGGCGUUUCCGAGCCCCGGCGCGCUGAGCCUGUCGAUUGUGUCCGUCUCGGGGACCAUGAUUGGGGCGGAGCACAUCCGGCUCUGUAGGGAAGGGGGGUUGGGGGCUCGGGACGCCAUUCAGGCGUAUGGGAUGAGCGAGGGGGCGCCCAUUGUGAGCUGGUCGAGGCGGGAUGAGAUGCUGGUGGAUGGGUAUCAUGCGGGCGUGGGAAAGGUGCUGCCGGGGGCGGCGGUGCGGGUUUGUCGCUGGGGGAGUCGGGAGGUGCUUAGGAGGAUGGAGGUGGGAGAGCUGCACAUCUCGGGGACUUCGGUGAUACGCAACUACUUUGGUGAGGAUGAGGAUGAGGAUGAGGAUGGUGAUGGUGAUGAUGGCAGGUUUUACGAUGAUGAGGCCGGACGGUGGUUGAGAACGGGGGACCAGGCCAUGAUAGAUGAAAAGGGGGUUGUCUAUAUCCUUGGGCGAUACAACGACCUGAUUAUCCGGGGAGGAGAAAACAUUGACCCCCUGAAGAUUGAGUCUGCUCUAUCAGACAUUCCAGGCCUUUUACAGGCAUUUGUCGUGGGAGUGCCGGACGAGAUUGCAGGCCAGAUCCCAGUCGCCGUGGUCAAGCUCACGCAAAAAGCAUCCAAGUCAAGCAUCAUGGCGAGAUCAAGGCUGCUGGGCCCUCACUACGCACUCGAUGCCGUCUACACCCUCGAAGAUCUGGGCCUCGACAGCGUCCCAACCACUGCCAUCGGAAAGCCCAAGAGGGCAAUGCUCGCCGACAUUGUCACCAAAAAGAGACAAACAUCAGACCAAGCCAAGACGUCUCCGAUUCGCAACAGGAGAGACCAACUCUUGCUGCUGGAAGAGCAGCUGGGGGAAAUAUGGGACCAGCUGGUGGGAGUCCGUCCCGGCAAGGCAGACGACUUCUUCUCGCUGGCCGACAGCAUCACGCUGCUUCGGUACUGCGAUGCCAUCCUUCGAGGGCUAGGGAAGCGCCUCUAUCUCCAGGACCUGAGCCGGUGUGCUACGAUUGAGGCCCAGGCUCGACUGUUGGCUACGAGAGACUCCUCGCGCCCUGGGGCAGACGCGGAAAUGAGCAGGAGGGAGAGCAUCCCGCAAUUCCAUCCGAGAGCAGACGAUGACUUGAAUUCUGUCUAUCCACGGGACCGCUUCUUCGACUCGAGACAGCGUCAACAGCAAUACCCGAGCUUCUCAAACACCUCUGCUGACGAGAUACUCUCGGCCGCCCGAGAACAAGCCGCAAGGGUCGGCCUGGAUGGAUCCGACAUCCAAGAUGUCAUCCCCGUCAGGGGCUCCAUGUACCGCACCAUCGUCGGCCAACGACCCCAAUCCUACCGGAUCAGAGUCGUCUUCCGCAUCCACGACGCCUCCAUCGCGCAGAUAUACGACGGCCUGUUCCAAUGGCUCGCAUUCAGACCCCUUCUCCGAACCGUCCUCCUGGGAACUCAGGGGGCGCUCUACCAUAUCGUCGUGCGGCACAGCCAGGUCUUCUUCCAGAAGCUGGUCCGCGAAGCCGAGGCCGCAACCGAGGAGCAGGCGAGGGACAUUUACGAGGACAGUUCCGCCGAGAGCCACUCGCUCGUGUACAUGUUCGGCGCCGUCAUCGUCAAGGUCAAGGAGACGGGGCAGAAGCUCCUCAGCCUGACGUACAGCCACUCGAUCGCCGACGCCUUGACUCUCCUGCCCUGGCAUCGGGACCUGGACCGCCUGAUCCACGACAACGACACCAUCAUCCCUCUGCAGACGUCGUACCGCCUCUUUGCAGACUUGUUCUCCGAGUAUCAGGACAGCCUGCCGGCGCAGAGGGCCGUCUCGUUCCACGUCCAGCGACUGCGAGGCAUUUCUCGCUACAAGGCCGCGCUCUGGCCGAGGCAGCUCUCCCCAGGGAUGAUGAUUGCAAGCGACGCAGGCUCCUUCUUCACGGCCGAGCGUGACGCCGUCAGGGACCAGAUAUGGGACGGGGACUGGCAAGACAGGGCAGAGGAGUUCCGCUUCCCUCGCCGCAGCCGAAUCGUCCGCUUGCCCGCCCUGGCCAAGCUCCGCGAGGUAUACCGCCUCGAGCCGGUCCUCUUCACAAAGUGCGCCCUCAUCCUCUUCAACGUCCUCCAGACAAAGUCCCCCGUCGCCAUCUUCAACUCGUGGGAAAGCGCUCGCUCGUGGCCGUUUGUGCCCGACUGGGUGUCUGAUGCCCUCCAGCCGGCCAUGAGCAUCGACGGGCCUACCGUCGAAUGGAUCCUCAACAUGUACGAAGCCAACCGCGAGGAGACGCUCGAGGACCUGAUGCAGCGCAUGGUGCGUGAGCAAGAGCAGAUCCGCAGGCACGAGCACGUUUCCUGGGAAAAGGUCGUGCAGGAGCUCCGCGAGGAGGGCAGCGUCGCCAUGGAUGCGUCUUUCAGGCAGUCGUUUGUGUGGGACGUGAGCAUGGGCGUUGCUGCGUCGAGGGGGUUCCGCAGCGAUUACGAGAGUCUGGAGCCUGUGGCUCGUGGACUGUUUUGGAGCGCCUUUAUGGUGGAUAGGGAGAAUCUCCUGUUCAUCGCUUCGUGGGACACGGCGCAGCUGAACGCGGAGCAGGUCGACGGGUACUGCGAUGACUUGGCGGAUGUGAUGAGGAGGCUUGCUAAUGAAGAUAACUUGGGGCUCAAGAUGGGAGAAGUGUUUCCCGAGUACUGA